CUUCCCUAAUACCUCUUUUUGCAUUCAGUGAUUGGCCAGUAGGAGGUUCCCAUGGUAACUGACACCACACUCCUAUUUGGCCAGCGCUAAGAACACCAGUCCACCAACAGCAACUUGCAAGAGGCGCCCCCUUAGCUACGGUCACCAUGGUGACGGGGGGAGACGCCUUCCCUACUAUUGGCGUAGAUUGGCUGAAGAACUACAACAAGCCCAGGCCUUGGGAAUUGCUGCCGAAAACGGCUCGUCCCAAAACCCAGGUGUGAGGGCUUGUGGUAUGCGGAGGACGAGAUGAUAAGCCCAAAACCAAGCCAAUCCCUGGGAGUCAAGGUACAAUCCAAGCUUAAACAGCUAUCUGAACCACAAGGGAAACUGGAAAGGUAUCUUGGCUCAUUGGUUGGAUCAGCCACGCAGACAGGAAUAGGUGUGCGGAGAACAGCCUCAUCCCCUGUGAUAGCAGAUGAAGAUCCUGAAGUUAACUUGUUUCCGCCGCCACUGCCCCAGCCCCGGAUCUGCAUGUGGAAAUACCUGGACAUCCAUUCAAUGCACCAGCUGGAGAAGACAGCCAGUGUUGAGGAGAUGAGAGAGGUGCUGGCUAAGCUGCUGGAGAUUGGCUGGCCUGAGCAAAGCUUGCAGGAUGCCAUCACCCUGGACCUCUUCUCCCAUGCCCUCAUCUUCUGCCACCAACAAGGCUUCUCAAUGGAGCAGACAUCAGCAGCUUGUGCUCUGCUCCAGGAUCUUCACAAGGCCUGUGUUGCAACCCCCUUGGGCAACGUGGAAGAAUGUUACCGCCACUUUACUACUGCUCUUUUCUGCCAUGGAGUCAGGCGGCCUCCGUUCAGCAUUGACCUCUUUAAGGAAGAACAGCUUCUGGCCCUGGCAGACUAUGUGGUCAGCACCUAUUUCCGCCACUUCAAGCUCUACAAAUAUGUGUUCACACCAGAGGUGCGGCUAGAUUUGUCUUUGACUUACAUGGGGCUACAGCCACCCAAGCCCUGGCCAGAGAGUAAGACAGAGAAAGAAGGCCAAGGAGCAGAGGAGCAGGCAGCUAUCCAACAAGAAGAACCAGAAACAGUGGCCCAGUCAGAGCAAGAGCCAAGCCAGGUUUGUGUCCUCCGAACCUACAUCAAGACCCAAGUGAAUAAGGAGCUAGGGCAACUCCAGAAGCUGGUGGAAGAGCAGCUCAAGGCCAGUGAGGAAAGGCUCAGCAGCAAGUUGACUACCCUAGAGCGGCCUUCCCAGGUAUCUUCCAGCAAAGGCAAGAACAAGAUUAAGUGAUUCCUAGCAAUUUCCCCAAUAAAAGCCAGAGCCACAGCAUGCCAUUCCCACCCCCCACCCUGAGCACCCUGAGUUGAAGCCAGUCAGCAGACACAAGACACUCACUACCCGCAGUGUGGAACAGAUUUUAUUUGAGAUACAGCAGAAGCAGCACUGAUGAGAUUGGGCAUGGCAUUUGGAAUGGCUCUCUUCCACCCCACCUCUCAUCUCUAAGCCUUGACCACCAGGGGUAGGCGUACAGAGUUGGUCUCCAUGAUCGUAGCAUGACCAGUAGGGCUAGGCAGAGGGCCUGAGGCAAGGGCCUACAGGGGCUGGAAUGGUUCAAUCCUCCUGAGAAGUCCUGCUUUCUGAGCUUACUCAGGGCUAAGGUCCAAGCUCAGCACCUGUACACUCAUCCUCAGUGACAGGAGCACAGUCUCCCUCCUCUUCAGCACCAAUGAGAGGAAAAGGCCCAGGGGGUUGGUGCUGGAAGAGGGCUGCUCGAUUCUGCUGCUCCCCCUUCUUCACCCAGUGCCCAUAGAGCCGAAAGGCACAGUUGUCAAUGAGGCGCCGCACUGGCCGCAGUGCAUAGGGAUCCCUCAACAGUGCACUCUUGGUCAUUGGCCGCAUACGGCGGGCACUUAAGGCCACUCGUCCAGCAGCCAGCACUGUCCACACUGCCACCUAUAAAGAGGGAGCAGUAUGAACUCCAGUACAGCACCCACACAGGAGAAAGGUCUUAAGGCAGGCAUAGAUGCAGACUGUGCUGCCAGGCUUACCCGGAAUCGCUGGUGGGGUGUAAGGUUCCAGAGUUGGCUGCCUUCACAACGCUCAAAGAAGGGAUGCUGGAGGGCCUGCUCAGCUGUCAGGCGUUCUUCAGGAUCUACCUGCAGCAGCCUUGAGAUCUAGGGAAAACCCCAGAGUAUGAGGGGCAGGCCUUGGGCCUUCCCCACUGUCCUUUGAUGGACCCAGCUCACCAGGUCUUUGACUGUGUCAGAACGGUCAUCCCACUCAGGUGAACUGAACUGGUACCGGCCCUCCAUGAUCAUGCGUAACAUCAGGAUUUGGCGUCGGUGCCAGAAUGGGGGUGAGCCAGCCAGAAGUGUGAAGAGGAUCACCCCACAGGCCCAGCUAGGAAAGAGAAUAGUCAGGUAGGUCUAGCUAACAGGCAGGUGUGAAGGGCAGUACACGUAGGAGAGAUAGGGAGAACAAAAACUUACAGGUCUACCUCCUUGCCAUAUCCUGGGUGGGUUUCAUCCAUGGAACAUUUCAGGAUCUCUGGUGCUAGAUACCCUGGUGUCCCACACAAAUCUAGGGAGAAAGGCAGAGAUUGAGGGGAUGCCACCAACCCCCUUCAGGGCCCUGAGCAGUAGAUGUCUACUGGAACCACCUCACUGUCUGAAUCACUGGUGGUUUUGUUCUGCAUGUGCCUACUUCCUGCUUAGCCUCAGAACUAUAUAGUGUCUCUGCCAAAAAAAUUCAAGUAGCCAUCAAGGCUCCCAGUAGCCAUCCUAAGUAAACCUGGUUAGGGGAUGGACUUUAAGGUCUUAGCCAACCACAUCCUUUACCUCCUCCACCCUACUGGCCAAACCAACCCACCCAUCCACUUACAACUUACCACAUUUUAAAAUACAUCAUAGAAAUGGAAAAGAAAA
Messenger RNA from Cavia porcellus (domestic guinea pig), 2909 nucleotides. RefSeq names its product cilia and flagella associated protein 119 (gene Cfap119). The coding region runs from base 289 to 1275 and encodes 328 amino acids. The transcript has 10 exons. The record is from RefSeq and is a predicted model, not a curated record. NCBI's taxonomy places the organism in Eukaryota, Metazoa, Chordata, Mammalia, Rodentia, Caviidae.